AUGGCUAACCACUUUCGUAGGUCUCGUACAACACAAUGCCGGCUACUGCUAGGUCAGUCAGGAUUUGCUAGCGAAGUAACAGUAUAUAGCAACAUACGCGUCAAGAUCGGCAAGAACAGCUAUCCGAAUAAGAUACAUUCUAAUGCUAUCGAGGAAGCUGUCAAGCAUUGCGAGAAUGCAGAGCAAUUGCGUACGGAAGCUAUCGACCUUCGUACGACGAAGAAGAGGGACAAUCUCACAAAGGUCACUAUACACCUUCACCUGCGAGCUGGACAUCAUAGUCGCGUCUAG
Messenger RNA from Fusarium poae, 291 nucleotides. RefSeq lists its product as uncharacterized. Bases 1 to 291 code for a protein of 96 amino acids. The record is from RefSeq and is a predicted model, not a curated record. Lineage: Eukaryota; Fungi; Ascomycota; Sordariomycetes; Hypocreales; Nectriaceae. The transcript has 2 exons.